This is a messenger RNA of Photinus pyralis (common eastern firefly), 1804 nucleotides long. RefSeq names its product protein prune homolog 2. The record is from RefSeq and is a predicted model, not a curated record. Lineage: Eukaryota; Metazoa; Arthropoda; Insecta; Coleoptera; Lampyridae. The transcript has 5 exons. Gene Ontology annotation, cellular component: cytoplasm. The coding region runs from base 461 to 1543 and encodes 360 amino acids.
UAAUUACAAAGUAUUUGAAUACUGAAAAGUGUUUACAAAAUCGAAUACUGCUCAGCUCUGAACUCGGAUAUUUCUGCGGGAAAUUCUUACAGUCUUUUUGUAACACCCGGUAUAUCUUCUCCAUGUUUACUUCAAGAUGUCUAUGGGUAAGUUGGGUCUAUGGUUUCUUUGACAAGUAAAUUUGGCAACCUAGCAAUUGUAAAACAAAAUGGCACGUGUGUGCCGCAGAUGUUAUGGUCCUGUUUAAAUAUUUACAAUUAUAAAUUAUUCAUAACAAUUACAAGAAAGAGGCUUAUUGAAAAAUGAGACAUUUAAUUCCAGUUCCGAAAGGAAUGAAGAAUCUCAUGACUUACAUCUUACCGAAAAUUCUAAUUCUAGUCCAACUUAUGACAAUACAAAUGAUAUUGAUACCGUAAAUUUAAGUACAAAUCUCAACAACGAAUCCUCAAUCGCAAAUAAAAUGUUAUCUUCUCAAAACGCCACCGACUCUCACCCGCUUAUGUAUUCACCUACUUCACCGAUAUCCACCGAUUACCCAGAUCUUAUACCGGAGCAGGCAAAGCACAGAAACUACCAUAACUACGAAACUACUGUGGAGAAUUACGAUCCCAAUGCUUUACCAGAUUGUCCGCCAAGUCCUUCCGCCAUUACGAUUAGACGAAUUAAAAAUGAAGCUCAACAAGAAUUUACCGUCGCCGCCGAUUUGAGCGACAAUGAAAAUGACAAUUCCGUCUACGAAGCCCGUUUAAGCUCGAAUUUACAAAAUGUUUCUUUAACAAUGAACGAAAAGGAGGGCAACUUAAAUUUCUUGGCGCACGGCCGUCGUAGUAAUAAACUGAAGCUCAUCAAAGUUAUACCCGUCAGUGGCGAUGAUAGUGACGUUUCGAGUAUCGACAGUAUUACAGAUAGUCUGAAAUCGGAAGACAUCCAAAGUUUACAGAACGAUUGCGCGUCUGAGCCCAUCGAACCUUUAACUGCAAGUGAAGAGAAGCAACAAGUUAGGCAUUUCCAAUGCAUGUCCUUGCCGGACGGGGAACAACGUAGUAUCGAUAUGAGAGUAAUUGAACCUUACAAGCGAGUGUUGUCGCACGGUGGUUAUUUAAGGACCGGUGGUCACACUGCUAUUGUCGUGUUUUCGUCGUGCUUUCUACCGGACCGGUCCCGUGUCGAUUAUGAUUAUGUAAUGGACAACUUGUUCUUAUACGUUUUGUGGACAUUGGAUCGUUUGGUAACCGAUGACUACGUAUUGACCUAUCUACAUGGAGGAGCAACUCGUCUUCCGUCAUUCAGCUGGCUUAAACGCUGUUAUCAUAUGAUUGGUAGGAAAUUGAGGAAGAAUCUUCUCCACUUAUACCUAGUUCAUCCGACUUUAUGGAUUAAAACCAUGCUUUUUAUGGCUAAGCCAUUCAUUAGUUCCAAGUUUUAUAGAAAAAUUACUUAUGUGGGGAAUUUAAAAGAGCUGUAUAUUAGAAUUCCCCCAUUAGAGUGUAAUGCAAUUCCGGAUAAAGUUAAGGCUUACGAUAGCUUUCAUUAUGGUUCCUAGUGAUUUUUGUGCACAACACUCACCGCCGCCGUCAUCCCAGUGCUUCUUGUUUUCGUUUGAAUACGUCGAGUUUAGUUAAGAUUAUUAUGUUGUGUAGUCAGUCUCUCGAAUUGUGGUAUAGUAAUGCAAUGAGUACGUUUACAGACUUUUUUUAUACUUGCAUGUUCAUUUUGUGGUCGUUACUAUAACAUUCCUUAUUUAUUAUGUGGUAUGUAGGAAAAGUAUUAGCAAUAUAUAUAUAUUUUAGUAUUUGUAAAGCAA